ACCUUCACUAAAAACAUGGCGGCCCCCGUGGUCCUCAGGCGAGAACUGUUUUCUUUGGCAAGGAUACUCACAGGAAUCUCACAUUUGGGACCGAGAGCUUUGGGUACCUGUUCAGGUCACGGGAAAUGUAAUAUAAUCAGGUCCCAUCUCCCCCUGACAUCCAGCACUUCCUUCCACACAGCAACAGUGUUUUCGUCAACACCAUCAAUCACUGUCACAGAGGAGCCUGAUCUACUGUUUCAGAAGGUGUCCGUUCUGGUCAGUCAUGACAGGGCUGUCUUGGACAGCUAUGAGUUUUUUGCCACCUUGGCAGCUCAAGAGCUGGGCAUCACCAUCAGCAAAGUUUAUGAACCUCCCAGGGAUAUAGAAAGGUUUACACUCCUGAAGUCAGUGCACAUCCACAAAAAACACAGGGUCCAGUAUGAGAUGAGGACACACUUCCGGUGCAUUGAGUUGUCUCAUUUAACGGGCUGCACAGCCCGGGCAUACCUCGAAUAUAUCCAGAGGAACCUCCCAGAAGGUGUAGCUAUGGAGGUGACAAAGACUGCCAUGGAGAAGGUUCCAGAUCACAUCCUUGAGCCCAUGUGGAAGGACCACCCCGUUGACAACAAGCCCAGCCAGUGAAUGCAGUCAUGAGUAACAGAGUUCUUUUAGACAUCAGUGAAUAUGUCGGGUAAUUGUGAAGACUUUAAAGCUGCAGUACUAUUAUACACUUGUCAUGAACUUCUCAUCAUGUGUAAUUCAUGAAACCCCAUCAAUGGAGAAAUGUCCUUUAUGUACUGAGAGUUUUGUUUUCAUUUGUUUUCACUGUCUUUUCUGUGUCAAAACAAUGUAGAAUCAAUUGUAUGUUUCUUGCCCAAAUAAAUGCACAUAACAUAUGCAUUUAAUGACAACCUUAA
Lates calcarifer (barramundi perch) is the source of this 899-nucleotide messenger RNA. It is a transcript of the gene mrps10, whose product is annotated as mitochondrial ribosomal protein S10. Gene Ontology annotation, cellular component: mitochondrion; mitochondrial small ribosomal subunit; ribosome. NCBI's taxonomy places the organism in Eukaryota, Metazoa, Chordata, Actinopteri, Centropomidae. Gene Ontology annotation, molecular function: structural constituent of ribosome. The record is from RefSeq and is a predicted model, not a curated record. Gene Ontology annotation, biological process: translation.